AUGCCCUGCGACUUCCUCGUGGGCAUCCUGAAGAUGUUAGAUCUGGCUUUCGUCCAGGAGCUGGAGGUGUUCGACUGGUUCCGGGCCCUCUCGGAGCAGAGCCUGUUUGCCACGCAGCUGGGAAAGUUCUGCAAUCUGCACAGCCUUAAGCUGGCCUACUACCACUGGGCUUUCACCCCCGAGGGUGAACAGUCUUCCAGCUACCUCCUCUCCCAGCUCAGCAAGCUGGUCCAUCUCCGGAAGCUCUACUUGUCCUACUCCCAUCUCUCAGGCCACCUGCAUCAGGUGCUCAGCUGCCUGCAGACCCCUCUGCAGACCCUGCAGAUCCACUCCUGUACCCUUCUUGUCACUGACGUCACCUACUUGUCCCAGAGCCCCCACGCCCCUCACUUGAAGAAACUGGACUUAAGUGGCAACAACCUGGCCAACACGGUGCCGGGGCCCUUGGAGGUCCUCCUGGGGGAGGCUGCGGGGACCCUGCAGCACCUGGGCCUGAACCACUGCAGGCUGAAGGACGGCCACCUCCACACCCUCCUGCCCGCCCUGGGCCACUGCUCCCGCCUCCGUUCCCUGGGCCUCGCCGACAACCCCGUGUCCCGGGCCGGCCUCCUGAGCCUGCUGGAGCACACGGCCGGGUUGCUGGAGCUGAAGCGGGUGCUGUACCCCAUCCCCGUGGAAUGCUGCACCUACCUGCACGGCCUCUCCUGGGGCCCGGUCCACCAAGGGAAGCUGGGCCAGGUGCAGGCCGAGAUGCAGAAGCUGCUGCGGGCGGCGCAGCGGGCGGACAUGCAGUGGAGCCGUCUGCUGCCCUCACCCCUGCCCCUGAGACUGGUGUGGCCUGAGUGA
Choloepus didactylus (southern two-toed sloth) is the source of this 846-nucleotide messenger RNA. RefSeq names its product leucine-rich repeat-containing protein 14-like. NCBI's taxonomy places the organism in Eukaryota, Metazoa, Chordata, Mammalia, Pilosa, Megalonychidae. Gene Ontology annotation, cellular component: cytoplasm. Gene Ontology annotation, molecular function: protein binding. The record is from RefSeq and is a predicted model, not a curated record. The coding region runs from base 1 to 846 and encodes 281 amino acids. The transcript has 2 exons.